Aspergillus steynii IBT 23096 is the source of this 2406-nucleotide messenger RNA. Its product is annotated as SD08430p. The transcript has 5 exons. The record is from RefSeq and is a predicted model, not a curated record. NCBI's taxonomy places the organism in Eukaryota, Fungi, Ascomycota, Eurotiomycetes, Eurotiales, Aspergillaceae. Gene Ontology annotation, cellular component: membrane. Gene Ontology annotation, molecular function: acetyl-CoA transmembrane transporter activity. The coding region runs from base 1 to 2406 and encodes 801 amino acids.
AUGUCCCACCUAACAUACUACAACUACCCCGGCGUAGGCACCCGAAACCAAGAGAACUUCCGCUACAGCCAGGCCGUGCGCGUGGGCGAUCGCAUCGAAUGUGCCGGACAAGGAGGCUGGGACCCCUCAACGGGGAUCUUCUACCGCGAGAUCAACGCGCAGAUCGACCAGGCGUUCGCAAACGUCGAGCUGAACCUGAAGCACGCGGGCGGAAAGGGCUGGAGCCAGGUGUUCCGGGUGAACUCGUACCAUGUGCCGAUCAACGACGAGGCGCUGGACGCCAUGGUCCGGAACUUCAAGCGGUACAUGCCGGAUCAUCAGCCGAUUUGGACUUGUGUGGGGGUGACGCGUCUCGGGGAGGAUGAUAUGAGGGUGGAGAUUGAGACUGAAAAAGUCAUGAUGAUUUCUAAGGCAGUAUCAGGCAUGAGUAAUUCCGACGAUCGCUUCUGGAAACACCUUCCCGACUGGGCGGCGACGGCCUGUUUGGGCAAUGCGCAAACCGGAUCGGCAGGGUGGGCAUCACCAUGCAGCACGGACAAGGGUGAACGCGAACAUCGAUAUCUAACUCCCCGAACGGACCACCGCCGCCAUCCCUCUUCCUCCUCCUCCCUGGACCUUCCUCCCUCCGACUCCAACUCCGCCGACGACGACUCCCUCCUCCCUCGCGGCCGCAGUGCACAGAUGAAGCGCAAGGUUCGGACGGUCUCCAAGCGUCGCUCCAAGCCGGCUUUGACCAUCGAAACCAACGGGCAUGGGAACGACGAGAUGAAUUUCAACGUCGAAAUGCGCAAGAGGGACACCUCCGAGUCCUCUACCACCGCCCGCGCCUCGCGCCUCAUGCAGCGCCCCAGUUUCUCCCUCGACCACGAUCCCCCUAUCACCCCGCAAACGCCCGCCCUGACCACCACCAGCUUCGCCAAUUUGCCGCGCAGCGACCGCAGGAAUUUCCUGCUGCUCUGCGUGCUAUACUUCCUGCAGGGUGUGCCCAUGGGUCUGGCGACCGGCUCGGUCCCCUUCCUGCUGAAACCGUACCUCUCGUACGGCCAGAUCGGGGUCUUCUCGCUGGCGUCGUAUCCCUACUCGUUGAAACUGCUGUGGAGUCCCAUCGUCGACGCCGUAUGGAGUCGCCGGUUCGGUCGCCGCAAGAGUUGGAUCACCCCCGUGCAGGUCAUCGCCGGCCUGGCCAUGAUCUAUCUGGGAGGACGCAUCGGGCCGAUGAUGGAGCAGGCGGGUGCCAAUGGGGGCGCGGGCGUCUGGAACUUCACAUACUGGUGGUUCCUGCUGGUCUUUUUCUGCGCCACGCAGGAUAUUGCCGUGGAUGGAUGGGCCAUCACCCUGAUGUCGCCGCCUAACAUCUCCUACGCGUCCACUGCGCAGACGGUCGGAUUGACGGCCGGUCAUUUCUUGUCGUACACCGUGUUCCUGGCGUUCAAUUCGAAGGAAUUCGCCAACCGCUGGUUCCGGACGAUCCCGGCGGACGAGGGUCUUCUGUCGCUGGGCACGUAUCUGACAUUCUGGGGAUGGGCGUAUCUGGUCGUCACUCUCUGUCUGGCGAUGAUGAAGAAGGAAGACAAGACGCAGGACCGGGAUAGCAUCAUGGAUGUAUACCGCAGCAUGUGGAACGUGCUGAAAUUGAAGAACAUCCAGACCAUCAUCAUGGUGCACCUGAUCGCCAAGAUCGGCUUCCAGGCCAACGACGGCGUGACGAGCUUGAAACUGCUGGACAAGGGCUUCGGCCAAGACAACAUGGCGCUGGUGGUGCUGAUCGACUUCCCUUUUGAGAUCUGUCUGGGGUACUACGCCGGCAAGUGGUCGACCGAGUACACGCCCAUGCGGCUGUGGUGCUGGGCGUUUAUGGGCCGAUUGGCAGCCGCCGUGUUGGCUCAGGCCACCGUGAUGGUCUUCCCCUCCGGAACGGACGUGCCCUUCUGGUACCUGCUGGCUGUGAUUGGCGAGCAUGUGGUCUCGACCUUUAUGAACACGGUCAUGUUCGUGGCCGUGUCGGCCUUCCAUGCGCGCAUCGCCGACCCUGCCAUUGGAGGGACCUACAUGACCAUGUUGGCUACGGUCUCCAACCUUGGUGGAACCUUCCCUCGAUACUUUAUUCUCAAGCUGGUGGACAUGUUCACGGAAGCCAACUGCGUGCCUCCCUCCGUGCCACCCCCCGCGGAGGAACUGAAAGGUGACCUCGUCACGUCGGCCUUCUCCUGCGCUCUGGAGCCGGAUAAGGCGCUCUGCGUCAACGGUGGUGGCACUUGUCACACCAUCCGGGAUGGCUACUACACCACCAACAUCCUCUGCGUGCUGAUCGGUACCGUUACAUUCAUUCUGUUCAUCAAGCCGGCCGUAUUGAAACUGCAGAAUCUCCCUCUGCGUGCGUGGCGCUUAGCCCCUGGUCGUCAAUAA